GCGUGUCAUACGUCACCUCAUGAUUGCGGAAGUGGCAGGAUUAUUGCAACGUGAAUUUGGUGUAAGACAAAUUUCACUGAGAAGUUGAAUGAGUUUUACUUGAAACCAGUCAGUCCGCGAUGGCAGCUCUUAAAUACGCCGGAAUGGAUGAUACAGACAGUGAAGACGAGCUUCCUCCCGGCUGGGAAGAGAGGUCCACUAAAGACGGAUGGGUUUAUUAUGCCAACCACGAGGAAAUGAAGACUCAAUGGGAGCAUCCCAAAACUGGGAAGAAGAAACGCUGUGCUGGAGCUUUGCCAUAUGGAUGGGAGCAGGAGACCGAUGAUAAAGGCCAAGUCUUCUAUGUUGACCACAUCAACAAACGCACAACAUAUUUUGACCCUCGGCAGGCCUUCACCGUAGAGGACAUGCAGGUGAAACCCAAGCGCUAUGAUGGGAACACCACGGCUCUGGAGAUCCUGCAGGACUGUGACCUGUCUGAUAAGGUGGUGGUGAUUACCGGAGCAAACUCUGGCAUCGGUUUUGAGACCGCCCGAUCUUUCGCUCUUCAUGGUGCACAUGUGAUCUUAGCGUGCCGAAAUCAAAGUCGUGCCAUUAAAGCAGUGAGUCUGAUCACAGACGAAUGGCGCAAAGCCCGUGUUGAAGCCAUGACGCUGGAUUUGGCUUCCUUGAGGAGCGUCCGAGAGUUUGCAGAGAUCUUCAAAGCCAGGAAACUGCCGUUGCACAUCCUAGUGUGUAAUGCAGCGGUUUGCACGCAGCCCUGGAAUUUAACGGAGGACGGGCUGGAAACCACCUUUCAGAUCUGUCAUCUUGGCCAUUUCUACUUGGUUGAGCUCCUGCAGGACGUCCUGCGGCACUCCACUCCGGCUCGUGUGGUGGUGGUUUCCUCAGAGUCUCACAGGUUCACGGAUCUGGUGGACUCGUGUGGGAAGGUGGAGCCGAAUCUGCUUUCACCUCCACAGAAGGAGUACUGGUCAAUGCUAGCCUACAACCGUGCCAAACUCUGCAACAUCCUCUUCUCCAGCGAGCUGCACCGCCGCAUGUCGCCCCACGGCGUCACCUGUAACGCACUGCAUCCUGGGAACAUGAUGUACACCUCCAUCCACCGCAGCUGGUGGCUCAUGACCCUGCUCUUCACCUUUGCAAGACCCUUCACCAAGUCUAUGCAACAGGGAGCGGCCACUACAGUCUACUGCGCCGUGGCUCCAGAGCUGGAGGGUAUCGGAGGGAUGUACUUCAACAACUGCUUCCGUUGCUUGCCCUCUCCGCAGGCCCAGGACCCCACGGCAGCCGUCAACCUGUGGGAACUCAGCGAGAGGCUCAUCCAGGAGAGAUCCACCCCCCCUCAGGUGCUCUGACCCCUCCUGGCCCUGUGAUCCCCGUAGGGUCACCUACAUGAACGGCACAGCUACAUGGAGGAUUCAGGCAUAAGAUAAUCAUUGUUUAAAGGGGCAAAAAAGAUGAGAAGAUGCAAUUCUAAACUGUACAAGGACAUUGGCAAUCAAGCUUGGAAGUUAUCUGGGAAUCGGGAACUAGAACCACACGGACUGGGACUUCUGCAGCAGAUAAAGAGAUGCAGAGAGACAGCGAGAGAUUCAAUUCAAUUGUGUUUCUCUUGUUCUCAAAGGCGUAGUCACUCAAUCCUGCAUUAGGGUUUAGAUCACUCUGUAAAUGUCUCCUUAACAAGCAAUAACAUUUGAGUUGUCUUUAGAGGGGGUCUAUAUGGUUUAAAUGGAUGUUUACGGAAUACAAAUACUCAUCUGUUUGGAGACCAAUGUCAACCUUUACGUCUGUACAGAUAAAAAUGUUGAAUAAAUGUUGUAAUGGCGUACCCUAUAAAGACAUAAUGCAGGAAAUGUACAAUUUGUGAACUAUUUACAAACAUGGUGUCUUCACAUUGCUAAGAAUAAGCCUGUAUUCAUAUCCUGUACACAAUAUACACAAGAUGCUGUUCGGAAAGAAUUUGAAUGCUGUUGUCUUUCUUUACCCCAUCUGGCUAGAGCCUCCCAACCACCUUUUCUAAAAUGCUGGGCUAAUGUGAAGUACAAUAAAACAGCAUCUGGUA
Messenger RNA from Sinocyclocheilus anshuiensis, 2065 nucleotides. RefSeq names its product WW domain containing oxidoreductase (gene wwox). The transcript has 9 exons. Gene Ontology annotation, molecular function: protein binding. The record is from RefSeq and is a predicted model, not a curated record. Lineage: Eukaryota; Metazoa; Chordata; Actinopteri; Cypriniformes; Cyprinidae. Bases 120 to 1358 code for a protein of 412 amino acids.